Molecule: messenger RNA, 2100 nt
Organism: Verruconis gallopava
Lineage: Eukaryota; Fungi; Ascomycota; Dothideomycetes; Venturiales; Sympoventuriaceae
Exons: 2
Coding region: 1-2100 (699 amino acids)
Cellular component (GO): membrane
Molecular function (GO): acetyl-CoA transmembrane transporter activity
Source: RefSeq, a predicted model, not a curated record
AUGCCUUCCUCAAGUGGCAACUUUUCUUACAUCCCUUCAUCUUUGAAUUCGAUUACUUUGCCACCAAAUCCGUUUGAAGUCGACAUACGCUACACCCCACUCCACGUUGCGCACGAACGACAGGUCCGAGCCGGGAGAGAACACGGGUCCCAAGAAAUCAACGCACAAGAGCUUGAUAUUUUCCAACCUUGUGCUCAUCCUCAGAGAGAGACUGCAAGCCUAGAUACGUCGGGCCCACAGAAACGAGCCAGCAAGGAGGACGCGACCGUUUCCGAUUCGGACGGCGAGAGCUCUGAUUCGCCAACCGCACCCUUACUCGGUCAACCAGGCGCACAAGGACAGGACGAAGAAAUAUCCAUGGGCAAGAGGAAGGCGUCGCCGCGCACGAAGAACGUCGUAACCAACGGUCACGCAGCGGAAGCCGCAAACGGCCACGCCAGCGACGGCCGCGCAAAGUCAACGAACAUGGAAUCUUCAUUACUUGGACAUCGGCGUAGGCAUUCGGUGCUGGACUCACCUACGUCUGCAUCAGGUGCCGUGCAUCUGAUGAGCAGGAGCAACUUCUCGCUAGACGAGGAUGUUCCUGACAUACUUAGCCACGAGAAGGAUGGCAAUUCGAGAGGAUUUACGGACCUGCCUGAGCAGGAUAAGAAGAACUUUUUGCUCCUAGUACUGUUGUACUUCUUGCAAGGUGUGCCGAUGGGUCUAGCCAUGGGCAGUGUCCCGUUCUUGCUCAAAAAGCACGUCAGCUACGCGCAGAUGGGCGUCUUCUCCCUAGCUUCGUACCCUUACUCCUUAAAACUGCUGUGGUCGCCCAUUGUGGAUGCCGUGUGGAGCCCAAACGUUGGAAGAAGGAAGUCGUGGAUUCUGCCCGUUCAGACAAUGUCUGGUUUGAGCAUGCUAUGGUUGGCGGGAAGAGUAGAGGCUCUGAUGGCGCACGCCGCAGAAAACGACGGUGCCAACGUGUGGGGAUUCACGUGGUGGUGGUUUGGCCUGGUAUUCAUGUGUGCGACGCAGGACAUCGCAGUGGACGGUUGGGCAUUGACGUUGCUCAGCCCAGAGAACUUGAGCUACGCGAGCACCGCGCAGACCGUGGGCCUGACGGCUGGCCAGUUCUUAUCAAGCACGAUUUUCUUGGCGUUCAACUCGGCGGAGUUUGCGAACAAGUGGUUUCGAAGUUCGCCUGGCGAAACUGGUCUCAUUUCAUUGAGUGGAGCGCUCUCGGCGGCUGGAUGGCUGUAUCUGAUAGUCACAGUGGGUCUGGCCGUCGCGAAGAAAGAGGAGCUUACCAAGAAUGACGAGGGUGUUUGGGAUGUCUACAAGGUCAUGUUUGGCAUUUUGAGGCUGAAGCAUGUCCAGACACUGAUCAUUGUCCACUUGAUUGCGAAGAUCGGCUUCCAAGCCAACGACGGCGCAACUAUGAUGAAGCUGCUGGACAAAGGUUUUGGACAGGACAACCUCUCACUCACGGUACUGAUUGAUUUUCCCUUCGAGAUUGGUCUUGGCUACUACGUAGGGAAAUACUCGUCGAUUUAUGGCCCCAUGCAACUGUGGAGCCUCGCCUUUGUAGGCAGAAUUGGGGCCGCGCUGGUUGGACAGUUCAUUGUUUGGGUAUUCCCAAGCAACGGCGUUUCCUUUGGCUAUCUAAUGCUGGUCAUCUUCGGGCAUGUCUACUCCACGUUCAUGAACACCGUCAUGUUCGUUGCCGUGAGCGCAUUCCACGCAAAGAUUGCAGACCCGGUGUAUGGAGGUACCUACAUGACUUUACUUGCUACCGUGUCCAAUCUCGGAGGCACAUUCCCGAAAUAUUUCAUCCUCAAAUUCAUCGACGCAUUCACGGUGGCAACAUGUGUACCACCCACGUCCAUUCCACCCGAUCUUAAGGGUGAUCCAGUUAUUUCACCUUUUUCCUGCGUGCUGGAGCCGGACAAGACAAGAUGCUCGGCUGGUGGAGGUACUUGUAAUACCACGACUGACGGGUAUUACAUCGUCAACAUUCUGUGCGUCAUUGUAGGGCUUCUCACUUUCUAUGCCUACAUUAAACCGGCUGUGAAGAGAUUGGAAGCCCUUCCCGUCCGUUCGUGGAGACUCGUCGCGUAG